CGAGUCAGCCCGCUUUACACAUCUCCACACGCCACGCCGGCUCAGCACGGGACGCCAUGGGGGUCUGCAGCGGUCGCUCCAUGUGCAACCUUUGUGACGACACCGACAUCUCCACACUGCCACAUGAGGCGCCCGCCACGGCACGCACCCUGCGACUGGCAGUGCUGCGGCACGGGGAACGCGCGGAUCAGGCGAAUCCAAGGAUGUGGUUUCGGUCGAUGCUGGGACGGAGAUAUCCUUUCGACCCACCCUUGACCUUGACGGGUACCAAGCAAGCGAGGGGCGUGGCCAAGGAGCUCUUUGCCAAGUAUGGAGACUUCUCCAUGGUCGUUUCCUCUCCCUUCAUCAGGUGUAUCGAAACGGCGGUGGAGAUUUGCCGAGUCUUCCACUGUGCGCUCUGCGUGGAUCGGCAAUUGGGCGAGGUCUUCUCUCCGGCGUACUUCGGCGCCUGGGAGCCGCCGGGGCCCAAGAUGCGCAGUGCCGAGGAGAUUUGCGCCUACGUGCCCACCGACGUGAGGAUUGUUGGCAUGGACGAUGAGGGCAAACUCACCUCCGAUGGCUUCAUAGGCAACGCUCCGGAAUGGCCCGAGAAGAACGGCAAGUUACGCUUGGCCAUCCGGGUCGAAGAGCUCAGCGACAAGGCAGGAAAGCUUGGUGGUGCCAACUUGAUCCUCGUGACCCACGGGGAUUGUGUGGCCGGAUGCAUGGCAUUGACGAGCAGCAGGUCAGAGCUGACUGCACCGAUCGUCUCCAAGGUGCCGUACUGCGGUUUCGUGGUGCUGGAGCGUCCCUUCCAAGCGGAUGAGCCUCCCAAGAGCCUUUUGGAUGUGAACGCUGGAUGGAACGUCUACAAUGGUCACAUCGAGGUGGUAGAUCGAAGCGCACAGGAGCUCUUUACGUUGAGCCCUGCGACCGAGAAAAAGGCAGAGCAGUUGCAACUUUUGGCCAAGGAUCUGGCUGAGAAGCAUGCAACAUCAGAGAGUUCCCCUGCGGCUUCUGAGGAGAAGCCGCCCAGCUCCCGAUCGCUGGAGAGCCCCCGGCGGCGCGCACGGAAGGCCACGACCUUGAUCUUCGAGAACGAGCUGAUGUUGAGAAAGGCUGUGAAGCUGUUAGAGUCACAACAGGAGGUCGGACUUCGUUUUCAAGAACUGGUCCCUGACCUACCACGUGACCGUUGCAUGACAGGAGAGAGCGUCAAGGAUUUGGCGGACUACGCACGAUCAGAGAGCUUCGAGGUUUAACGACUCGGGAAGUGGCUCAAAAACAAAAGCAAC
Durusdinium trenchii is the source of this 1274-nucleotide messenger RNA. The record is from the annotation of a GenBank genome assembly. NCBI's taxonomy places the organism in Eukaryota, Dinophyceae, Suessiales, Symbiodiniaceae.